Messenger RNA from Dentiscutata erythropus, 455 nucleotides. NCBI's taxonomy places the organism in Eukaryota, Fungi, Glomeromycota, Glomeromycetes, Diversisporales, Gigasporaceae. The record is from the annotation of a GenBank genome assembly.
GAAGAACUAGAAAAUGCAGUAGACUUGAACCCACCCUAAUAGAAAUUAAUUACGAUGAAUUUCUACAAAUAGGAACAGAAGUACUUCUAACUGCAGAAGAAGCCACCCCUGCAAAAGUUACUACAGAGUUCGAAAACCAUUCUAAAACAUGGAAAGACCAAGUAAACCGAAUCUUGACGUUCUUAUCAAGCCCAGGCCAGACACGAGUUAGCCUCAAUAAAAAGAUUAAAGCCUACUACUACUUAGGAUUAUUAAUUUUUAAGUCCAACGAUCCUUUAAAAAUUAAGACCUUUAUCCAGAAAGCUCAAUCUACAAGGAAAGCCAAGGAUACUUGGAAAGGUGCUCUUAGAAUUUAUGAACUCUUUGAGUUACGGCCCAAAGAAAUUAUUUUGCAACUUCGAUAUACUACCGCUACUCAUAUUAUCAAGUUGCCAGACCAAGAUUAUACUCAAUUG